AGUUACGUUUUUUCUUCUAAACACCAACAACACCACUCCUUCUUCUUCUUGAGAGCGAUUUUGUGGAAAACUUCAACAUCCUAUCUCAAACCAUUCUUAAUCAAGAUAAAUAUGGAAGAAAAUGUUGGGAGAGGUAGACAUGGCAAGCCAAGCAAUGCAAAUGCUUCCGCUCGUAGAGAGCUUGCUGCAAAUCGCCCUGCCAAACGAGGUCGUAGUAAGCAGCAAGGACCAAUUCCGGCGCGAGGGACACAUGAUGUUGAGGCGGGUGGUUCGCGUACGCGUACACGGUCACGUUUAGGCCAAGCACAAAAUGCUGCUGAGGAUGAUGAUUUUGACGCGGAUCAAUUUCUAAAUCAGGAUGCCGAGUAUGGCGAACCUGAAGAACCGCAACCUGAUGAACCGCAAAUUGAAGAACCGCAACAACCACCACGACGGAGACCGCAACAGCGACCACGGCAACCACGACGAGAUGCAGCAAAUGAGGGUUAUGGAGGAGGACCAAGUGAUAUGUCAUUAUUAACACAAUACGGAAAUCAUAGGGCGGUUCCGAUAUGGGAUGCAGAACCAGAUGAUCACGAGGUUUGGACCUCAAAUGUGUAG
Messenger RNA from Trifolium pratense (red clover), 600 nucleotides. RefSeq lists its product as uncharacterized. Bases 112 to 600 code for a protein of 162 amino acids. The record is from RefSeq and is a predicted model, not a curated record. The transcript is spliced from 3 exons. NCBI's taxonomy places the organism in Eukaryota, Viridiplantae, Streptophyta, Magnoliopsida, Fabales, Fabaceae.